Stegastes partitus (bicolor damselfish) is the source of this 1780-nucleotide messenger RNA. It is a transcript of the gene clec3ba, whose product is annotated as C-type lectin domain family 3, member Ba. Bases 150 to 746 code for a protein of 198 amino acids. The record is from RefSeq and is a predicted model, not a curated record. Gene Ontology annotation, biological process: ossification; bone mineralization. The transcript has 3 exons. NCBI's taxonomy places the organism in Eukaryota, Metazoa, Chordata, Actinopteri, Pomacentridae.
CCUCAUUCAGCUGUUUGCCUCCACGCCGAGCUUGUAAAGCACAACAUUCUGGCCGGAGCUUGGAGCUGAGAGGAGCCGUUUUUGUUUUUUGUUUUUUUUGGUGCGAAGCAGUUUCUUCACCGUGGAAUUGAAGUGUUCCUUCAAAGACGAUGGACGUUCGAGGGCUUUGCUUGAUGUUUUGCCUCCUGCUGCUGGCACACUGCUCGCCCCAGCAGACGCCCUCCAAGAAAAGAAACGGCAAGAAAGACUCUGCGACGAAUGCUGCAAUUGAAGAGCUAAAGAAACAGAUUGAUGACAUUUUUCAGGAGCUCAACGUGCUGAAGGAGCAGCAGGCUUUACAGACAAUUUGUCUGAAAGGCACGAAGAUCCUCCGCAAGUGUUUCCUGGCUGAUCCGGGGAAGAAGAACUUCCACGCAGCCAGCGACGACUGCAUCGCCAAAGGAGGCAGCCUGAGCACCCCUCUGACGGGCGAUGAGAACGACCAGCUCUACAGCUACGUCCGCCAGAGCAUCGGCCCAGACGAGCACAUCUGGCUGGGCAUCAACGACAUGGUGACCGACGGCCAGUGGGUGGACCAGUCGGGCUCCAGCGUUCGCUUCAAGAACUGGGAGACGGAGAUCACCCUGCAGCCGGACGGGGGGCGCAGCCAGAACUGUGCCAUCCUGUCCACCACGGCCAACGGGAAGUGGUUCGAUGAGAACUGCAGGGCUGAAAAGGCCUCUGUGUGCGAGUUCAACAUUGUUUGAGAGAUUCGUGUUUCGAUUAUGAACUUUAAGCGCCGCUUGCUGCAAAGAAUGAAGAUGCUAUCAGGUACAUUCAUACAUUGGAAAAAAUAACACGCUGCGUCCUUCCUCGACUCUCGUUUCCUUGAUCAGGUCGUCCAGAUGUCACUUCAGAGAGAUUUCACUCAGUGGUCAGGGAUAACAGUGUGCCUUUGUAUAAGCUAAACUCACUGGAACAUGAUAUUUUACAGAGUUAAGCCCAAAAUUGUUCAUAUGCAUGCCAAGUUUAGGUUUAUAGUGAACUUUUAUUUAACCAACAGGGUUCUUCUGGCGGGAAGUUACAAAAAAAGUGACGAAUGAUGGUAAGAUAGAGGUGAUAGUGAUGAAUUUGAACUAUUUCUUUCACAUUUUUGCUAUAAAUUGUACCUUUUCUGUGCCAGUAUAACUAGUCCUGGUCAUUUCUACCACUUUCUAGAAGAGCUCGUGCAACUGUUCUCUUGUCACUUCAAUGGAAGUCAUGACUAAAACCAAAGAGCUCAGAUAGCAUGUUCAGAGUGAUGCACAUUUCGGGUGCUCACAAGAUGAAGAAAGGCUAUGAAGUCAUAUCCAAGGGAAUUUUGAAAUAACCAUUAAUCAAAAACAUCUCUAACGCAUUGUCUUACUGUCUUUUGUCACUUGUUAUGUCAUUUAAAACCAAAAGAACCCCCCCUCUCAAAGAAAAAUCACAAUUUAGGGCUUUACUGUGCUUUAAAUAAAUGUGGUCUCCAUCACUUCAACAUAUUUUAUACCAUCUUAGAUACUCAUGAGGUAAAUACCAGAUGGCUUGUCUUUGUUUCAUUUUUGCCUGAAGAACAAUUAUCAUGUGUGCCUUUUUAAAAGUCAAGUUAUGCUGCUUACGUUUCAUUAUAUGGUGAUAAUAAUAAACAUGUAUCUAAUCACGUGAUGCUCUCAUUUUGUUCUUGCUCAAAUAAAAAAAAAAUCAGCAGAUACAUGGGAAUAGUUUCUUCCUCACAGUAGGAAAAAGUGCUUCAAAAAAUACAAAUAAAGAAUUAAGUGGU